ACCCAGGGCUGCUGCCUCCAUUAGGACUCUGCUCCUUCGGUCCCCACAGCUAAGUCCUGAGCACAAUGGCCGCCGGAGCAGUGACAGAGAUGUGGCUGGUGCCCAUGGGGCAGAAGAUGCUGCUCUGGGGCGUCCUGAGCGCUGUCUCCCUGGCCGGAGGCGCCCUGGUGUUGAACCUCCUGCAGAUGCUGGCGAGCUACGCGCAGAAAUGGCUGCAGCUGUGGACCGUCCCGACAAUACGUGGCGCCCUUCCCUUUGUAGGACACGCGCUGUGGUUGAAACCUGAUGCAAGAGAAUUUUUCCAGCAGUUAAUUGAAUAUACUGAAGAAUUCCGACACCUGCCACUGGUCAAACUCUGGCUUGGGCCAAUGCCAGUGGUGACCCUUUAUAACGCAGAAAGUGUGGAGGUAAUUGUGACUAGUUCAAGGCAAAUUGACAAGUCCUAUCUGUACAAUUUUUUAGAACCAUGGCUUGGCCUAGGACUUCUUACAAGUACUGGAAACAAAUGGCAUGCUCGCAGAAAAAUGUUAACACCCACUUUCCAUUUUACAAUUCUGGAGAACUUCUUAGAUGUCAUGAACAAACAAGCAAAUAUAUUGAUUAAUAAGCUUGAGAGACAUGUUAACCAAGAAGAAUUUAACUGCUUUUCUUACAUCACACUGUGUGCCCUAGAUAUCAUCUGUGAAACUGCUAUGGGGAAGAAUAUUAAUGCUCAAAGUCAUGAAGAUUCUGAGUAUGUACGUGCUGUUUAUAGAAUGAGUGAUAUCUUACUUCGAAGAAUCAAGAUGCCCUGGCUCUGGCCUGAUCGAAUAUUCCUUAUGUUUAAAGACGGAAAGGAACACAAGAGGAGCCUAAUGAUUCUACAUAAUUUUACCAAAAAUGUCAUAGCUGAACGGGCCAAUGAAAUGAAGAGGGAGGAAGAAAAUCCAACUGACCACCAGGGCACCGCCUCCUCCAAAAAUAAACGCAGGGCUUUUCUUGACUUGCUUUUAAAUGUAACUGAUGAUCAAGGGAACAAGCUAAGUCAUGAUGAUAUUCGAGAAGAAGUUGAUACCUUCAUGUUUGAGGGCCAUGAUACAACUGCAGCUGCAAUGAACUGGGCUUUAUACCUGCUGGGUUCUUACCCAGAAGUCCAGAGAGAAGUGCACAAGGAGCUGGAGGGAGUGUUUGGAAGGUCUGAUCGUCCUGCUACCUUAGAGGACCUGAAGAAACUUAAAUAUCUGGAAUGUGUUGUUAAGGAGACCCUUCGCCUUUUUCCUUCAGUGCCUUUAUUUUCCAGACACCUUAAUGACGACUGCAAAAUUGCGGGUCACAGAAUCGUGAAAGGCUCUGAAGUAAUCGUCAUUACCUAUGCACUGCACAGAGACCCCAGGUUCUUCCCAGACCCCGAGGAUUUCAAGCCAGAAAGGUUCUUUCCAGAAAACUCACAAGGACGCCAUCCAUAUGCGUAUGUGCCCUUCUCUGCUGGACCAAGAAACUGUAUAGGUCAAAAGUUUGCCAUGAUGGAAGAAAAGACCAUUCUUUCCUGCAUCCUGAGACAUUUUUGGGUAGAAUGCAACCAGAAAAGAGAAGAACUUGGCCUGGCAGGAGAUCUGAUUCUUCGUCCAACUAAUGGCAUCUGGAUCAAGUUGAAGACACACAAUGAGACACACCAAUGAAUCCUAACUUAUUAUUUAACUAUGCCUUUAUCAUGCAAAAUUUCUUCCAUUAAGAUAAAUUUGCAUUUAUAAUUUCUAGAUCAUGAGCUCAACACUCAAGACUUUUUUUUCUUGUUAAGUCAAUGAGUGGGUUUUUAUGUUUUCAUCGAUAUUACUCCCAUUCUUGAUUCCAAAAAUUAGACCCAAAUAAACACAUUACAAGUUUCUCAAUGGAGGCAU
Molecule: messenger RNA, 1877 nt
Organism: Talpa occidentalis (Iberian mole)
Lineage: Eukaryota; Metazoa; Chordata; Mammalia; Eulipotyphla; Talpidae
Product: cytochrome P450 4V2-like
Exons: 11
Coding region: 66-1658 (530 amino acids)
Molecular function (GO): heme binding; monooxygenase activity; oxidoreductase activity, acting on paired donors, with incorporation or reduction of molecular oxygen
Source: RefSeq, a predicted model, not a curated record